UGAACACGCCGCCGUGCUAGCUGUGGCUGGGUCAACGACCGUCGUGGCAUCAGCUGGUCGCCUAACGCAUCGCGCCACCUGCAGCAUGUGUUCGUAGCAUCGGUGGCGAGACAUCUGUGUGGGAGGGCUGGCUAACUCCUCGUCGGUGAUUCCCAAAGGGUCAUGCCAGACCGAGUGCAAGUUUUAGCGACACACACAUGUCGGCGCCUGUACUCGAGCCGCAUAGAGACGCCCAGAACCGGGAGCAUGAAGAAAUUGACCGCUACUGGGGCCUUGGUGUGGUGGUGUUGCUGACGUCAUUCCUCUCCACUGUGGUGCUCGCAAACUCGGCCCUCUUCUAUGUGCGCCUCAAGGAAGCGUACGACGUGGACUACGAGGCCGCUCUGUGGCCGCUGACAGCAAUGUGCAUUGUCGCCCGAGUGGACCUAUCAUUUACCAGGUUCAAAAAUGGGUGCCUGUUCACGUCAUCGCCUUGGUGGGUAGCGUGCUGGCCUGGCUUGGAUUGGUAUUGUCCGGGUUCGCACCUAACAUCAUCUGGGCAACCCUCUCGCUGGGCGCUAUGCAUGGAGCCGGAAUUGGUAUCGUGCUCAUCAGCUUCUCCGCCUGUACCGCGACGCACUUCCACGGGCACUACGGAACCACCAACAGUCUCAAAUAUGUCGGCUGGUCAGCCGCAGGACUUCUGGGUCCCGUACCACUGGCUUUCAUGGUUGACCAAUACGGCCUAAAAAGAGCACUAAUACUUGUGGGUGUUGUGGUCAUGAACAUCACACCCCUGACGUUGUUCCUUAGGACACCCCAAGCAGCAGGCUGUGACUGUUUCCGCAGGUUGUUAUCACCCAAGUCGCGAAUGAUCACCAUCACCAGCCGGCUUCUUGACGGAGAAAUGCGCAUAAAAUAUUCGGAACCUGGAAACUUGGAAGGCCUUCAAAGCAGCAACCAGUCAUGCGAUGCGGGUUUGCAGACGGAUUACCCUACAACUGCAGGGAUGCAGUUAAGCGUUCGAAGGGUACAACCAAUUGAAGAUUUCAACAUGGACGCCCUUCGUUCUAGUGGACCCGUUCCGGAACGUAAUGAAUACUUACGGCAACAGUCAACGCUAGCAAGCCAAGUACUGUCCUCUAACGUUACUCCAGCUCAAGCCGCUUUACACCAGACUCUCGCAGAAACGCUAAAUUCCCAAACGGGUUUCAUCAAAUCUGCACCGGUCUCACCGGAUAAAUUUAUAAAUCUAUUGAAUAUGCGAACCUUUUGCACGCUGACUUUAACCUACGUUCUAGUCGACUAUACUAAUUUUGCCUUCAGAGCGACCCUGGUUUCCUAUGCCAUUGACAAGGGGCUUUCCCGGUCUGGAGCCGAGUCUCUAAUUAUGUACGAUGCCAUUGGUUCUAUGCUUGGGCGGCUGGUACUGGCGCGCCUGUUAUGCCUGAUUCACGUUCGACAAGGGAUCGCUUAUGCUUUGUGCUUGAUGACGCUCUCUGCGUCACUUGCAGCACUUUCGUUUGUGACGUCUCAGACUGCGAUGGUCGCUACCGUGGUCGCUGCUAGCCUGCCCUCAGGAUUCCUGCUGGCCACGAAACCGGCGGUUGCCACCAGUUUCUUGGGAUUUCACAUGUCUGGCGCAUCAUGGAUCGUGACUGGAACCUGCACCAUUCCUGUUCCUCCUGGCUAAUCCAGUUAUUACAGGCUUCUUCCGUGACACAAUGUGUUCUUUCGACAACCUCUAUCGGCUCUACGCUGCGUUAAACGUCUUCGCCGCAGUCUUACUACAACUUCAACUAUUGCUGAAAAGGUGCACUCCGGCAGGCAACAGCGAAGACAGACAAUAGAGUGAGUGGCAAAGAAGAGGACGUGCCGGUGGUGAUCAAGCUAUUAUUCCACAGGGCAUUUAAAGGUCGCCAGCAUAAGAACGAGAAGGUCGCUGGCUGAUUGUAUCUGUCAUGCAGUCAAGUGUAGUUGCUCAAUUAAAUGUGUGUUG
Molecule: messenger RNA, 1978 nt
Organism: Dermacentor albipictus
Lineage: Eukaryota; Metazoa; Arthropoda; Arachnida; Ixodida; Ixodidae
Source: RefSeq, a predicted model, not a curated record